This is a messenger RNA of Hippoglossus stenolepis (Pacific halibut), 5462 nucleotides long. RefSeq names its product coagulation factor VIII, procoagulant component (gene f8). Bases 66 to 5033 code for a protein of 1655 amino acids. Lineage: Eukaryota; Metazoa; Chordata; Actinopteri; Pleuronectiformes; Pleuronectidae. The transcript is spliced from 27 exons. The record is from RefSeq and is a predicted model, not a curated record. Gene Ontology annotation, molecular function: oxidoreductase activity; copper ion binding.
CGCCCCGCAGCAGGACCUCCACACCCAGGCUCCUGCUCGUGUAGUUGACCGCUGAUCACCCCGCGAUGACUGCGACUCUUCUGUUGCUGCUGCUGCCGCUCAUCUGCGCCUCCGCCGGACGAGCUCCGCAGCCGCAGCCGCAGCCUCCGACGCAGCCACCCUCCGAAGUGAAGGAGUAUUUCAUCGCUGCUGUGGAGAUCGGCUGGGAUUAUAUCUACCUGGAAGAUGGGGACUCCGACCAGAGAGGGAGAUCCGGAGACAUUCCUCAGAAAUACAUCAAGGCAGUUUACAGGGAGUACACAGACGCCAAAUACACUGUCCCCAAACCCAGAGCAGCGUGGACAGGUAUUCAAGGCCCUGUGAUCAUGGCCAAGGCCGGUGACAGGGUGGUGGUUCACUUCAAAAACCUGGCCUCUCAGCCGUACAGCAUCAGCCCUCUGGGGAUCACCUACUGGAAACAGGCUGAAGGAGCCGGGUAUGAUGACUCCACAGCGGGUCAGGAGAAGGAGGAUGACGCCGUCUCUCCAGGAGGAUACUAUGAGUACGUGUGGGACAUCAGCCCCAAAGACGGACCCACCGGCAGCGACCCCGACUGCCUCACUUACUCCUACUCAUCCCAGGUGGACGCAGUGCGAGACGUCAACUCGGGACUCAUCGGUGCCCUGCUCAUCUGCAAAUCAAGUGCCCUCACAGACAACGGCCUGAGGAUAAAUCCAGCGUUCGUCCUAAUGUUUGCUGUGUUCGAUGAGACAAAGAGCUGGUACGGAGAGGUAGGAGAGAGGAUCAGCAGAGAGAAAUUCAAGAGGAGCUACGGCAGGAAGGAAUACCACACCAUCAAUGGAUAUGUCAACUCCACGUUACCUGGUCUGACAAUGUGCCAGGGCCGUAAUCAUGUGUUUUGGCAUUUGAUUGGAGUGGGCACAGCACCAGAAAUCCACUCCAUUCAGUUUCAGCAUCACUCGCUGCAGGUGUUGACUCAUCGUAAAGUGAUGAUGGAGGUGACUCCCAUGACCUUCAUCACAGCCAAAAUGAAAGCCGCUACAAUAGGCAGCUUCCUUAUCAGCUGUCAGAUACAUGCUCAUCGCCACGAUGGUAUGAACGCCUUGUUCACGGUGGAGAAAUGCCCCGAACCCGUCACUCUGCCGGGGCCUGACCUGCGUAACGUCAAACACAAGGAUUACGGGGACAGCAGCGAAGACUACUACGAGGAGGACUAUGGAAAUAUGUUCAACACCAUCAGCUUUCAGCCCAAGAGGCCAAAAGCGCGAGGGAGAUCCGGCAGAGGACAGGUGUCUGUUACCUGGACGCAUUAUAUCGCCGCUGAGGAGGUCACCUGGGACUAUGCUCCUCACCUCAAACCCACAGACAGUGAGUUGCAGUCUGGAUAUUUGCCUGCGUCUCCUCAUCACCUGGGUUACAAGUAUAAGAAGGUGGCGUAUGUCGAAUACACAGACGCAUCUUUCACUAAAAGGAAAAAUCCUGACAAGAAUCUACUAGGUCCACUUCUGAAAGGAAAAGUCAACGACCAGUUCCAUAUCAUCUUCAGAAACCUGGCCAGUCGCUCCUACAAUAUCUACCCCAAUGGCCUCACCAAGAUCUUUCCACAGCAGAGAACCACCAACGAUGCAGAGAAGGACUUGCGCUCUAUGGGUGUCCCCCCCAACGGAACAUUUGGCUACAUUUGGGGGCUAACAACAGAUGACGGGCCUUUGGAGGGGGACCCCCAGUGUCUGUCCCAACUGUAUCAGAGCACCGUCUCACCGGAGAGGGACUUAGUAUCGGGGCUUGUGGGCACCCUGCUCAUCUGCAAGUAUAAUGCUAUCGACACCAGAGGACGCCUGUUGGGCCCGGAUAAAGAGUGGAGCUUGAUAUUUGCUGUGUUUGAUGAGAACAGAAGUUGGUACUUUAAUGAAAACAUGGAGAACUCCAAACAGAACUCGAACAUCACCAACCCUGAAGUGUACGACUCCAACGUCAUUUACAGUGUGAAUGGCAUCAUGUUCAGUGGGCGUCAGUUUGUCAUGUGUCAGACUGAUGUCACCUUCUGGCACGUGGCCAGUGUGGGCACCCAGAGCGACUUCCUGUCCGUUUACUUCACGGGAAACCUGUUUCAGUACCAAGGCCUCUACCAGUCUGUCCUCACCCUGUUCCCCAUGACUGGCAUGACCAUUCCCAUGGAGACUGAGCUAAUAGGUGAGUGGGAGAUCAGCGCUUUUGAUGGCAACCUGAAGAGCCGAGGGAUGAGCAUCAGUUACAGCGUUCUCCCUUGCAACAGUGGAGGCCUCCCACACGUUGAUCGAGAUGAAGAUGCAGACGAUAUCUUUGACUAUAUUGAUCAGUUAAAUCUGCUGCCAAGAGGCAGUAGACCUGAAAAUCACACAGUUUUGGUGAAGGUGUGCAAGAAACCCCUCGAUGAUAACAGCACUCAGUCAGGAAACUCUACAGGACAAAAUGUAACCCACACUGAGGAACAGGCAAUAUGUCAGCUGAAGAGAGUCACAGUAACAUCAGCACGAGGACAAAAAACAGAGGGAGGAGUCCCACUGGACAUCUUGAAGGAACUAGAGAGAGAUGAGGAGUGGACAGUUACUAAUCAGACUGCACCUGGAAAAACAGGAGGUGGCCGACAGAGAAGACAGGCCGAAGGAAACUGGACAAAUGGAGACAUCGGCUCUGGAGCCUCAGAGGAUGGUGGAGGGAUUGUGGGAAACAUCACGGACACUGGUGCAGAGGUAAACUCUCAGGGAAGGAGUGACAUGCCAAGUGAAGAGAUUGGGCCAAAGGAGGAGCUUGAAGAGAGUAACGAGAUCUCACUGACAAAGAAGGUCGUAGCUGUGGAGCCAAGCACUUCAGAGGAAAUGGAUAACAACUUUGUUUGGAAAAACCUAAUCCAGUCCGAGCCUGGGCAAUUAAGAGUGGAUCUGCCAUUCCUGGAAUACAACUACACUGCUGACAACAACGAAACACAGAUAGAUCUGUCUCUAGAAUAUGAUGACUACGGCGAUCAGGCGAACAGCACAUCCAAUAUCUUUGCCUCAGAUCACGUAGACCCACGCUCUGGAGGGACCAGAUAUCGUACUUACUACAUCGCUGCAGAGGAGAUCAAUUGGGACUAUGGCAUCAGAAAACCACAUCAGCUCAUCAAACCCAGAGAGAUGCGUCGAGGGAUGAGGAAGUUCCUGCCCGAGUAUAAGAAGGUGGUGUUUCGGGCCUACAAGGGUAAAGACUUCCUCCAUCCCGUUAGCAGAGGAGAGCUUCAACAACACCUGGGAAUCAUGGGACCUUUCAUCAGAGCUGAGAUCAAUGAUCUUGUCACUGUGAUCUUUAAAAACAAGGCAUCCAGGCCUUACUCAUUUCACCUCCAGGGAGUGUAUGACCUUAGCCAGGGGGCCAGCAUAGCACAAACCCCUUCCUCCUCUAAUCCACCUGGGGUCCCAGGAGAGCCUGUGGCCCCUGGUGAGGUGCGGGCCUACAACUGGAGAGUAACCAAGAAACAAGGGCCCACCGACACUGAGUUUGACUGCAAGACAGGAGCUUACUACUCCACCGUGGACAAGGAGAAGGACCUUCACUCAGGUCUGAUGGGUCCGCUGGUGAUCUGUAAGCCUGGCACCCUCCUCAACGGUCAGCAAACACAGCCAGACAUCCAAGAGUUCGCCCUGCUCUUCCACACCUUCGACGAAACUAAAAGCUGGUACCUGGAGGAGAAUCUGCAGCGGCACUGUGCCCCCCCCUGUCAGGUCAACACAGACGACCCCUGGUACCACAUCAACAACAAGUUUGCAGCUAUAAAUGGUUACGUGGCUGAGACACUUCCUGGUCUGUUGGUCGCCCAGCACCAGAGAGCGAGGUGGCACCUGCUGAAUGUAGGAAGUGACGGGGAGUACCACGCCGUGCACUUCCAUGGUUUACCUUUCACCCUUCACACUGAACAGGAACAUCGCAUGGGUGUCUACAACCUCUUCCCUGGAGUGUUUGGCACAGUGGAGAUGAGGCCCCCUACAGUCGGCACGUGGCUGGUGGAGUGCACCAUAGGAGACUAUCAGCUGGCUGGCAUGAGGGCGAAACUACUGGUGUAUAAUCCACGCUGUGUUAUACCUCUGGGGAUGAAAUCAGGAAGAAUUGAGGAUUCCCAGAUUACAGCAUCAGAUCACAUAGAUUACUGGGAGCCCAGGCUGGCCAGGCUGGAUCAGUCAGGUUACAUCAAUGCCUGGAUGGGCAAAAACAAGAUGUCAUGGAUACAGGUGGACCUCCGGAGGCCCAUGCUGCUGCAUGGCGUGCAGACACAGGGCGUCAGGUCAAGGCUGAGGGACCACUACAUCACAAUCUUCUCCGUCUCCUACAGUUUGGACCAGGAAACUUGGACCACUUACAAAGGAAAUAGCACCAGGCAGAAGAACAACUUUCACGGCAACCUGGACAGCUACAGGGUGAAAAACAAUUACUUCUCUCCACCGUUUGUGGCUCGCUACGUCCGGAUUCUGCCAUUAAAUUUUGUGCAAAAGCCUGCUCUCCGACUGGAGCUGCUGGGCUGCGAUCUCAACAGCUGCUCGCUGCCUCUCGGGCUCCAGAGGAAACUGAUUCCCGACAGCAGCUUCAGUGCCUCCUCAUUUCACAAGUCUAUGCUGCGUAUCUGGAGCCCCAGUCUUGCCCGGCUCCAUCUGGAGGGCAGAGCCAACGCCUGGAGGCCAGUGCACGACAACCCCCAUGAGUGGCUGCAGGUCGACUUGGGGAAAGUCAGACGCAUCACAGGGGUCAUAACCCAAGGAGCACGAUCACUGUUGACCCAAAUGAUUGUGACGGAGUUCUCGGUCACCGUCAGCCAGGACGGACAAUCCUGGAGCAGCGUGUUAGAGGACAGCUCCCAAAAAGAACAGAUCUUCACAGGAAACAAUGAUCCAGACGAGGAGGCUGUCACAGUGUUCGAUGCCCCCUUGUUCGGCCGCUACCUCCGUGUCCACCCGCGCGGCUGGAUCAACUGCAUCGCCCUGCGUCUGGAGGUCCUGGGCUGUGACACGCAGCAGGUGCUCUGAAGCCACGGAUCUCACCAACCGGCCUGAAGCGGCAUUUUAGCAGCAGUGUGUUUUUUGUAUUUUUGUGUUGUUUCAGUGUUUGGCAAGUGAUGAUUUUAUUGUUAUGAGCACUUCUUAAGUUAUAUAUAAAAUAUUGUAUUGGAAAAGCUAUUUCUCCCGUAGCCACAACUCUGUUUACAUUUUCCCCUUAUUGCCGGUGUGGCGUUUUAUCAUUGUAGGUGAGAUUAAAAUGUAUAUGUUGAUAGUUUAGAUAUUUGUUUUAAGAUAAAAACUUUUAGGCUGUGUGAACUCCAGAUCAAACUUUUUGAAUGUAAGCUUGUGUAAAUAUUAGAGAAGAAUGUAAACAGUUUGACUGGUUGUAUAUCUUUUUGUUUUUUUUGCUUUAUAAGAGUUUAUAUAAACAAUGAAUCUACCUACUAUUUCCACAAA